AUGCUAUCAUCGUCAACGGUAUUAGUGCCAGCUAAGGGUAAAACCGCGUCGGUGUGUAAGUCUACGAAUGUGUUUCACGCAGUGCAAGAUCAGAACAGCACGGGCUGUACAUUUUGUAACGGGCCACACAAAAUAUACAGUUGUGAAAAAUUCCGGGACCUUGACGCAAACGGUAAAUCGAAACUUGUGAGAGAAUCGCGCGUGUGUAUGAACUGCUUGAGUUCAGGCCAUUAUAAGGCAAAGUGUAACAGCACAUCUGCAUGCAGGAUUUGCCAUCAACGCCAUCACACGCUGUUGCAUAAUACUGCCGCUACAACUAACGCUACAACCGUUGCUCAUUUCGUCAACAGCGCCUCUCUUAGGCCUUUCUCCCCCGCCGCAGCCGUCAUGCAUCAAACGAACGCAACCGUUUCAUCCGCUAACGGUCCUUCCACAGACAUCGCUGCUGCCUGUACGUCUUCAUAUUUGAAUGCCAAUCCCAACCAGCCUCAUCCAAGAGAAAGGACUGUGCUGUUGGCAACCGCCUUGGUACGCGAUUGCUCUGGUCAUUGGAAACCCGCUCGCUUGCUGUUUGAUUCUGGUUCGCAUGCUUCCUUCGUAACCGAGUCAUGUGUACAACGCUUGGGAUUACCGCGAAGAGGGUCCGCAAUAUUGAUUUCUGGAAUUGGUUCCUCCCAAGGGAUACGCUCUAGAGGUGAAGUAUUACUUUCAUUAUCAUCUCAUUUUUCAGCCCAAUGCUUUACUGUUGACGCAUUGAUUCUGCCUAAAAUCACAAGUGAUUUGCCAACACAGCCCUUGAAGGUGUCGGCGUGGCCGCACAUACAAGAUCUACUUUUAGCCGAUCAGCACUUCAUGAAACCCGGGCGUAUCGAUAUCUUGGUCGGAAUGGACGUCAUGGGACAGCCCCUCUGCUCGGAGAUUCGUAAGGGGCCACCCGGUACGCCCAUGGCUCAACGAACGGUUUUCGGUUGGACACUCUUUGGAAAUGUCGAUGGAUCCGAAUCCACUUCGCUCGGCUUACAGUCUCUGCAUUGUGAAGUUCAUUUAGAUCGAGCGCUCACUAGACUUUGGGAGUUAGAAGAAGCACAGAAAAAGGCCUACCUCACCUACGAAGAACGCUAUUGUGAAGAGCUUUUCAAAAAAACGCACAGAAGGUCACCUGACGGUCGAUUUAUAGUAGAGCUGCCGCUGAAAUCUGACGUACCCUUGGGAGCAUCACGAAGUUAUGAUGUUCGAAGUCUACUAAGCAUCGAAAAAAGACUUGCGCGAGAUGACGACCUACGCCAACGCUACAAUGAGUUCAUGCAAGAACUCAUCGACAUGAAGCACAUGGAACUUGCACCACCGCCAACGGAUCAAACGUUCUAUAUGCCGCAUCACCCCGUUGUAAAAGAGUCAAGAGUCACGACUAAAUUGAGAGUGUUCAAUGCGUCCGCCAAAACCACCACCGGGAAUUCGUUGAACGAUGCCUUAUUUGUUGGUCCCCAAUUGCAACCUGAUUUAUAUUCAAUUUUAACCCGUUUCAGAACACAUCGCUACGCAGUAACCGCGGACAUCGCGAAAAUGUACCGCCAAAUAUGCAUGUCCACGAAAAACCUCGAUCUACAACGCAUUGUCUGGCGUCGUGACCCGACGUUACCCAUAAAGGAUUAUCGCAUGUUGCGCGUUACUUAUGGUGUUGCCGCUGCGUCGUACUUAGCCGUUAAAUCGCUACAACAAACCGCAAAAUAUUCGUCACACAUUUGUGAGAAGGCUGCUGCCGUCAUCCAUAAGGACUUUUACAUGGAUGAUCUCCUCACUGGUGCGUCUUCUAAAGAAGAGCUGCUAUGUUUACAACGAAACGUCUCCGAAAUACUGAAGGAAGGGGGCUUCGAACUUCGAAAAUGGGCGUCUAAUUGUGCGGAACUUUCUGAAAAUGUUUCGAAUGCAUCGGAAAAUAUAUCACACUACCUAGUCGAUAGUAAAGAUGUCCAUGCCUUGGGCCUGAUAUGGAAUACAGUGGAGGACUACUUCACGUUCUCAGUUAAUCUGAAUCAACCACCCACUGUUUUAACGAAGAGAACCUUCUUGUCUGAUGCUAGCACGCUUUUCGACCCACUGGGUCUGCUCGCUCCAGCGACCAUAAGGUCAAAAAUGUGGUUUCAGGAGAUCUGGCGUAUGAGUGUCGGUUGGGAUGACGUUGUUCCAGACUGCAUCGCAGCACAGUGGCGACAACAUCGCUCGGAAUUACUACUGCUAUCGAGUUUGAAGAUAAGUCGCUGGUUUGGCUCAGGAGCAGGUGAGUCGUUCACUGAGCUACAUAUUUUCGCUGACGCUUCCGAACGCGCUUACGCGCUUAAUGUACGCGCGCACAUUACACAACGACGGCAGUAUUACUGUUGUGCUGAUCUCGUCGAAGACUAA
Anastrepha obliqua is the source of this 2403-nucleotide messenger RNA. RefSeq lists its product as uncharacterized. The record is from RefSeq and is a predicted model, not a curated record. The coding region runs from base 1 to 2403 and encodes 800 amino acids. Lineage: Eukaryota; Metazoa; Arthropoda; Insecta; Diptera; Tephritidae. The transcript has a single exon.